CAGCUCAACAUUGACCAUAUUGGUGAAAUCCAAGGGCCCCUUAAGCGCCGAAUUAGCGCCGAUCCGCGCAAGGUCGGAGUAUCGGCGACAUGCAGCCAUCCAAUCAUCCAAGAGCCGCCUCUCGUAAUUUAGUCACAAAUCACAACGUGUUCCCGAGUUGGUCCCGAGUUGGUCUAGAAACAGAGGACAAACCUCCGACAAACGGGACAACGUGACGACAGGAGAACUUGGAGGUUUCAGAUCCUGAAUCACGGUUCCCAGAAAUCCGCCUUGCAAAGAUGAAUGGAUGACGGGGUCGCAUCACAAAGUACAACAUUCCACACCCCUUCCAAUUCCCAGUGGACAAAAACACCCCGAGCGCACAGCCGUCACACCGGACAUCCGUAUCAUGAUAAAUGAUAAUGAAUGGGUUGAGUGUAGACCCGAGAUUAUGGACUAUGGACUAUGGAGCCUGCUCCCGAAACAUCCUCAUUACAUCGAACAUCAAGAUCAAUACUGCGAUUCGGGAUCCCUCGGUCCGUUCGACUCCUUCCGGACCGGCACUGCAUGCGGCCAUGUCCUUUCCUCCACGAUUAUGCCACGGGCUGAGCGGGCGAGACGGAAAAGCCCGUGUUGUACAGAAUAUUACGCCCCCUGCCGACGCCUCCCCGUGUUUCCGUCAAUGCUGAUUUCCUGUGAUGACGCCGUGUUCUUUCAAACCUUCCAAGACACCGAAGAGUCGGAGCGCGAUUCGCGACUCUGGUGGAAUGCAAAAUAAAAUUAAACAAACAAAUGAUAUGCCGAUGCUGCAAGGGUGCCCCCAAAAAGUCGGCCGGUAUAGCCGAUGAGAAUGGAAGAACUGGUACUUCUGCUGGGGAGUGGGACAGGGAGAUGACGCUGUCCCUCGCUCUGUAA
Molecule: messenger RNA, 894 nt
Organism: Eremomyces bilateralis CBS 781.70
Lineage: Eukaryota; Fungi; Ascomycota; Dothideomycetes; Eremomycetales; Eremomycetaceae
Exons: 1
Coding region: 287-757 (156 amino acids)
Source: RefSeq, a predicted model, not a curated record